Molecule: messenger RNA, 903 nt
Organism: Aspergillus puulaauensis
Lineage: Eukaryota; Fungi; Ascomycota; Eurotiomycetes; Eurotiales; Aspergillaceae
Gene: flbD
Product: putative MYB family conidiophore development protein FlbD
Exons: 1
Coding region: 1-903 (300 amino acids)
Biological process (GO): positive regulation of transcription by RNA polymerase II; mitotic cell cycle
Cellular component (GO): nucleus
Molecular function (GO): RNA polymerase II cis-regulatory region sequence-specific DNA binding; DNA-binding transcription factor activity, RNA polymerase II-specific
Source: RefSeq, a predicted model, not a curated record
AUGGCCCCCACUCACCGUCGCGGACCUUGGGUCCCUGAAGAGGACCAGUUGCUCCUCCAGCUUGUCCGCGAGCAAGGCCCCAACAACUGGGUUCGCAUCUCUCAACACAUGCACUACCGCUCUCCCAAGCAGUGCCGGGAGCGCUUCCACCAGAACCUGAAACCCUCAUUGAACCGCGAGCCGAUCUCUGCGGAAGAGGGCUUGGUGAUUGAACGCAUGGUUGGCGAGAUGGGCAAGUGCUGGGCGGAGAUUGCGCGGCGACUUGGGAACCGCAGCGACAACGCUGUGAAGAACUGGUGGAACGGCAGCAUGAACCGCAAGCGCAGAGGCCUUCACACCGUGGGCUCUCCGACCCAGACUCACUCUCGCACUCCCAACGGCCGCAUCGAGCCGCCAUACCACCGCGCCUCACUGGCCAGCAGCCCCAUCCUCCGCUCUCGAUUCCCCUCCAUCUCCCACGACAUGCCCUUUACUUCCUGGACGAAAUCAUCCGCGCCUUCUCGCAGGGAAUCCUGCUCAACCGCCUCGACCUACUCCCGUCAACUCACCCCUCUCUACACUCUUCCUGCUCUCAACCGGCCUGUCGACGCACCCUUGACGUCGCCUGCUUUCUCAGACACUUCCAACGCCCCGUCGCUCGAACCCCCGUCAAUGGUCUCUGACCACAACUCUGUUUCUUCUUCCUCUCCUCGCACCGUCGCCUCGCCACAGCUCCUCCCUCUUCCAGUGGACACUCGGUAUCAGUACGCUGAGCUGCCGCGGCCGCAAACAUCAGACGAACUGUACUUCUCCAACUUCCCAGGGAAACUGCCCGAACCCUCAAAACCCUACUGGCUCUCUUCUGAAGAGAAGAUCGAAUCCCGGCGUGACUCGCGAAUGGGCCUCGACAACUUAUUGAACUGA